AAGGCAGAGAAGUAGGUUGUUUCUUGGAAGUGGAGACUGACAAUGAUAAUAAUGUGAAUUACUUUGAAAUAAUGGAAUUAUAUGAAAGAAAUGAUGUUGAAGAUUCAAUUACAUUUGAAGGAUUAACAUUUUUGGCUGGUUAUGUAGCAUUUCGAGCAUGCAUUUUUCCUGUAAAAAUCAAAUUUGAUAUAUAUUGCACCUUUCGCCUUUCUUACGGCUUCAGUGGCUUGGGAUGUGCAGAUCUUCAGCUACUCAUUGAAAUGGAAAGCAAUCUCAUACAGAAGUUA
Molecule: messenger RNA, 287 nt
Organism: Gryllus bimaculatus (two-spotted cricket)
Lineage: Eukaryota; Metazoa; Arthropoda; Insecta; Orthoptera; Gryllidae
Source: the annotation of a GenBank genome assembly